Ambispora leptoticha is the source of this 1443-nucleotide messenger RNA. NCBI's taxonomy places the organism in Eukaryota, Fungi, Glomeromycota, Glomeromycetes, Archaeosporales, Ambisporaceae. The record is from the annotation of a GenBank genome assembly.
AUGUCAUUCUAUAAACCCAAAAACUCUGUUCAAGCUUUGUUAGAAAGAGAAAUACAUUCUUUUAAACCUAAUACCAAUCAUGCAAAUAAUAGACAAUUUUACACAACUUUGUUUCCUAAUGAAACAAUAUUUGUUGUUAAAGUUCCAAAUUUUAUUAAUCUUCGAAGAUUUACGCCCGAUGGAAAGAUGAUUCUAGCUUCGUCCAUUCAUUCACUUUGCUCACCAGAAGAAGCUCGCAAAUACCCAUGUUCUUUGGAUUCUCUUUCAAAAUUUGAAGAUGUUACCUUUUAUCUUAUUGAAAUCGAGACAGGACAGAUAUGUGACAAAAUAACCUUUGAAAACGAGUGUAUUUAUUUGUCUCAUCAUUACGGGGUUGCUCUCAUUGGAAAUUUGUUCUCUGUACUUUCUGUUCAGAAUCAAACAAUUCAUAUACUCCAUAUAAGGGAAGAUGGACAUUUUGUUGAUGAACGAAGUAUUGGAUGGUUUAAUCUUGAGGACGAUGAACUUGUUAUGGCAAGAUAUAGAGAAUUUAAUGACCAAUUUGAAGCUCGAAGACAAAAAGAGGGAAAUUCUUACAAAAAAAGAAAACUUUCACAUGAAAGUUCUAUUUAUGAAGAAAUAAUGCUCCCUCCGCUGACUUCAUCCUCAUACGAGAGUAUAAGUCUAAUUGACAGAAUGGAUUUCGAAGUGCCUUCUGCAAGAUUAAUGUCACCUACAUUACAUAUUUCAACUCAGACCAAUCUUGAAACAAUACAGAAAUUUACGAACAUAGAAGACGACGCAAGCAAAGGUUUGCCUCCAUAUAGUGGUAUCAAGCAAAAACUUCUGGCCUAUUUAUACAAAAAAGCAUAUAAUGCAAAUGAUGGGGGUUCAGCUUUGCGUCAUUUUUAUCAAAUCUUUGAGCAGCUAUCAUCGCUUGUCAUGUGGAGAUUACAAUUUAUUGAUGAGUUUCGUCUACUGCAUGCCGAAAACGCAAUCAAUACAGCCUUCUUUGUAAUAUAUAACUAUCAGAAAUCUGAGAUCGAGUCCGUUUAUGAUAAUGCUUCCGAAGAAUUUUUAGAUGCUUUUGAAAAGUCAAGUGAAACUUUUCAGCAAAUAGCAUUUAAUGAACCAUUUUUAUUCAACUCAACAUAUUCGAAUAAUUUGUAUGCACGAGAAAAUCUAAGAAAGCAUCAAUAUGCUGUGCGAUAUGCUCGAAAUGGAGGGCCAACACAAGCAAUCAAACGUGUAUUGGCAUGUUUACCCUUUAGCUCACAAUCUCGCAGCGAGAGCCCUUAUUUUGACCAAUCACUUUUUAUUUAUGAUGAAAAGAUAAUCUCAGCAUGUGACCGUCCCAAACCUUGUCAAGAUGGCCCAAUAAAGUUUCAUUCUCGAGCCACUGGUGAACUCAAAUUUCAGAUACAUUUGACACAGUCAAACCGAUCCGGCAAUCGGUCAAAGUAA